AUGUCCCGGAAAGGUGUCGGCCUGGCAGCCUUCGACCGCUCGCGUCUCACCUCCGCCCAGUUCGCCUCUCAUGGAACCUCACUCCGUACCACCAAUACACAGGCACUAGAAACGCAGCUCUCCGUGUUUCGGUCGCUGCUUCAACAAUUCGCCCAGACUCAUGCCAAGGACAUCCGGUCCAAUCCAUCCUUCCGCGCCCAGUUUGCGCGCAUGUGCGCCGCAAUUGGUGUUGAUCCCCUGGCGUCAUCCAACUCUUCAUCCUCAUCUGGUUCAGGAGCCGGAAACAUCUGGGCACAGCUGCUGGGACGAAGCGUGAACGACUUUUAUUUCGAGCUUGCCGUCAGGGUAGUCGAGACGUGCAGCGCAACGCGAGGAGAGAAUGGCGGCUUGAUUGGGGUCAAGGAGCUCCGAGACAGACUCAUGCGCGGACGGAUGGAAGGUGCCCCUGAAGUCACAGAGGACGAUGUUUUGAGAGCAGUCGACACUCUGAAACCCUUGGGAAGCAGUCAUUCAGUGGUCAAGGUCGGAAAUAAGAGCUACAUCCGCAGCGUGCCGAAGGAGCUGAAUACGGAUCAGAGUGCCGUGCUCGAAGCGGUACAAGUUCUGGGCUAUGUGAGCGUUUCUAUGCUCAUGGUGAAUUUGAGGUGGACGAGGGCCCGAAGCCAAACUGUGAUUGAAGAUCUGCUGGGCGAAGGCAUGCUUUGGGUGGACAAACAAGCAGAUGAAUGGGAGUAUUGGAGUCCUGGGUUCAUGCUG
Molecule: messenger RNA, 756 nt
Organism: Truncatella angustata
Lineage: Eukaryota; Fungi; Ascomycota; Sordariomycetes; Amphisphaeriales; Sporocadaceae
Product: EAP30/Vps36 family protein
Exons: 1
Biological process (GO): protein transport to vacuole involved in ubiquitin-dependent protein catabolic process via the multivesicular body sorting pathway
Cellular component (GO): ESCRT II complex
Source: RefSeq, a predicted model, not a curated record